Diuraphis noxia (Russian wheat aphid) is the source of this 736-nucleotide messenger RNA. Its product is annotated as MORN repeat-containing protein 4 homolog. The record is from RefSeq and is a predicted model, not a curated record. Gene Ontology annotation, cellular component: cell projection. Gene Ontology annotation, biological process: response to axon injury. Lineage: Eukaryota; Metazoa; Arthropoda; Insecta; Hemiptera; Aphididae.
CAAUAACGUUGGAAUCUAUCAUUUUAUAGUUUAUACAUAUCGUGAACAUUUUGGAACAUAAUGAUGCAACCAGCAAGGGUUACUAAAUUUGGAGCUUAUGUGUAUGAGGAUGGAACAAAAUACAUUGGAGACUGGAACGAUCGAGGUCGAAAACACGGCUUGGGCCACGUCCAGUUUAAAGACAAUACACGAUAUGAAGGAGGAUUCAGUAAUGGACUUUGCUCGGGUCUUGGAGUUCUCCAGUAUCCGGAUGGAGCGAGGUACGAAGGAGAAUUCAUGGAAGGAUGGUUUCAUGGUCACGGCAUGUUUUGGAGGGCUGAUGGCAUGAAGUACGAAGGGCAAUUUCGAGGUGGUCGUAUCUGGGGAUUAGGAUUAGUAACAUUUAAGGACGGAUCCCACGGACUUCCGAGACACGAAGGAUUUUUCAAAGAUUGCAAAUUUGUACAAAAGAAAAAAUGUCCGUCAGUCGUUACAGAUGCACAACGAGCAGCAUUGAUGGCAAGAAUACAAACUGAACAAACAUAAUUUUUUAAUACAAUUUAGUGUAAAGAAUAAAAAAAAUAUAUAUAUAAUUCUUGAUAAAUAAUUUAAUAGAAAUGGGAUUUUUUUUUUUAUCUCGAAUGAUUUUGUAAUUCUUAAUAGUUGUAAUGUUAAAAUGACGCCAUAUGUACAUGGGUUGUCUUCGAAAUAAAACGUAUACAACAUACCAAAUUUUACGUCCACAAUAAUUAUUGUA